Didymodactylos carnosus is the source of this 1065-nucleotide messenger RNA. Lineage: Eukaryota; Metazoa; Rotifera; Eurotatoria; Philodinida; Philodinidae. The record is from the annotation of a GenBank genome assembly.
AUGCCAACAGAGAAUGGUAAUAUAGUACGUGAAAGCGAUAAACGUGAAGAAAUAUAUUUUGAAAAAGGUCAAACAAAACAACUUGUUGAAAAAUGGAAAACAAAGCAAAAUUCACCUGAUCGUGACCAGCAAAAUUUAGAUGUAACAACAUCCACGUUAGGUGAACAACGAUCAUUGAAAGAUCAAGAUUAUUUACAAACGGGUGGUUUUACUAUUAUUAUCUUUGUUUUAGGAAAAGCUAAAAAUUUAGUUGAAAUGUGGAAAACAAUGGACAAAGAAAAUACACCACCAUCUGAACGUCGUGCACCAAGACCCAUAACACCGCCAACGAAUGAUCAAAGAAAAUUACUGAUUACAAAUGAUGAUCAUGACAGUAGUAGACAAUCUUAUACCAAUGAUACAUCAAAAAUUGAAUCUGGCCAUGCUAAAGCUGCUCGAGAAAGAUUUAUACAAAAUGUUGAACAAAAUAAUACAACAACGUCGAAUCGAUCAAGUUUGAAACAAGUAACACCACCACCAGGCGAUUAUAAGCAAAGAAAAUCUUCUAGUCCAUCGGAUGUUCAUAAUACAACGUUUGAUCAAUAUGAGACUAACGAAGAUAUUAUACCGACAAAGGGUCAAGCAAAAAAUUUAAAAAAUCGCUUUGUUGAAUAUGAACAAGAUGCAAAAAAAAUUGAAACAGCUUCAUCCAAAGUUAAACACAUUCCCAAGAGAUUUGUUGAUACACCUGCUCCUAAACAAACAAAUAUUGAACCAGCCAUUGCUGAUAAUAAAUGUUUCUUAUGUAAUAAAACAGUAUAUGCUAUGGAAAAAGUUGAAGCUGACAAAAAAGUUUAUCACAAAUCUUGUUUUAAAUGUAUGCAAUGUAAAUCAGUGUUAAAACCUGGUAAUUUUACAUCUGUUGGAACAAAGAUCUAUUGUAAACCUCAUUAUAUGCAGUUAUUUGCCGUUAAAGGAAAUUAUUCAUCUGGAUUUGGUUUAGAAGAACAUAAAUCUCGAUGGUCACAGCAACAAACUGCCACACAAUAUCAAAAUAAUAAUAAUAAUAAUUAUAAUAAUUCUUGA